This is a messenger RNA of Lytechinus variegatus (green sea urchin), 2725 nucleotides long. RefSeq lists its product as uncharacterized. The coding region runs from base 410 to 1483 and encodes 357 amino acids. NCBI's taxonomy places the organism in Eukaryota, Metazoa, Echinodermata, Echinoidea, Temnopleuroida, Toxopneustidae. The transcript has 3 exons. The record is from RefSeq and is a predicted model, not a curated record.
CGUAACGUAGCAACGCCUAAAUUGACUUCAAACGAUGGCUUUGUCAUCAUUGACCAACCAAACGAACAAGAAGAAAAUCAUCAUAUAAAUGAACAUACAUCGGAACAUGCGAAAUCACUCCCGAUUUCGACAUCCCCGACGAAUGACCCCCAACGACCACAGGCCACGGGGGGCCAAAGUCCUACUUCAUCAUCGUCCCCAUCACUCGACGAGUUUUGCCAGUCAUUCGAGAAUGCAAUGACAAUUGCCCAACAUGCCGAACGUGCGAAGACCGAGGCUCGAACUGCAAUCGACAGAGCCGAAACAGCCCGAAACCUUGCCGAACAGGCAUGGGACCAGGCGAUGUCCGCAGCCGAAGCCGCGCAGAGUAUUGCACGAUCUGGACUUGCAGUAGCCAAACUUUCUCUCGAUGCCUGCAAUCCAAGAUCCAAGCCCAACCACCAGACCGACUCUCUUAAGACUGCAUUCGAUCUCUUUGCCAGUCAACGAGAACCUGUCAUGGAUUUUGAAAGAUUUCAGGAAGCUCUUAGCUACGAUGAUGAAGCAGCACUUGACAUUGUUGGCGAGUUUGAAGAAGGGGAGAGGGAGUAUCCAUGUGACAUGUACAACUGUACUACUUGUCGCAAUCGUCAAAAAGCACAGAGUUGGAGAUUCUUCAAGGUUUCUCCUGAUUUCUCAUCUCCUCCUAAAGACACACCAACAAGUCGAUCGUCAGGACCUUGCCUCGAUCACACACCAAAGGCCAACACUGGAAUACUUGGAUCGACAAAGAAGAGAGGCCACACUGGUCGGAAGCUUACUGGGGUCCCGAAGUGUUUCGAGAAAUACUCGUCACCCCUUGGUCAAUUCUCGGCAAUAUCCCCCCGAAUUCCGAAGACGGUCACCCAGCGCCCGGUCAAAGAGCAAGGGAAAGUUUGUGGCAUCAGCCUACUAUCAACCAAUCAGAUUGGGGAAAAAAUUCUUGCAGUCAAACCCUGGACCGAUGCCAGCACGCCAGUCAGCAUCAGAUGAACUUGAGUAUCUCACAUUCUGGCCUACCAAUGACAGUUCCCAGUUGGAAGAUCCUUCUUAUUCUGACGAAGGAGCAAGCAGCGAUGAUUGCUCUCAGUCUGCACCCGUAUUCCUUGGUGUUCGAACCCGUAGAGCCGAGAGCUGUGAAGAAGGUCUACUGAACUCACCCUUGAAACCACGACAGCUCCAGCGCCUAAGUGACAUGGAGCCUACAGAGGAAAUAGCUAGAACUAGGUUUCAUCAAGUCACUGCCGCUAGAAGGAGCCAGAGUUGCUCUAGUGAACCUGGAGCCGACCAGGCUAAACGACCCUGCUCUCCGCUUGUUCUCCCUGAAGUUGACAGUGGCACCAAUGUACAGAUUCUGCCGAACAACGUUCAAGUUUUCACGCCACCCCCGGCUAAAUCUACCACGCCCCCUACGAGUCGUCAUGGACACAUGACGUCAUCCACCAAAGCUUACCUUUCCGACUAACAACACAUGACACGGAUAAGGAGAACUCAAUAUUCUUGGAAUGGGAACCGCCUUUAGUUUAGGGAUAUCAUACAUCGAUAUUGAAUAAUAAUACAAUUUGAUAAAUAUUAUGAAAAAGGUGAAAGAAGAGGGGCAGAGAAAUACUUUCUUUUUUCUUCGAAAAAAACACCCAAUACAUUUGUAAAUACUUGUAUAUAUAAGAGUCUAAUAGAAGUCUUUAUCACUUUUCCAGAUUCAAAUCAGAUUAAUUGAAACCUUGUAGAAGCCACUCAGAAUACUAAGUUUAUUACUGUUAAGAUGAAAUUAACCUCCAGAAAAGUGUAGAUAAUAAUCAUUGACGUAUGUCAAUGAAGUGAAGAUGAAAAACGUUCAAGUGUAUGCUUAGUUAUGUAUAAAGAAUUGUAGUUGAAGUUUUACUGAUUUUGUAAAGAAUUAUGUUAUUGCGUAUUUCAUGUUGGGAUUGCCUUUUAAUUUUUGAGUUGUGUGUAGACGUGAUUCUCUCUACAUCCGGCCUCUAAAAAUGAUUGAAAGCUGGAAAUCUGAAUAUUUUGUCUUUCAAUUUCAAAAGUAAAGGAUGGGGUUUGUUUUCUUAAUGUUAUUCAUAUGAUCUUGGGGGAAAAAGCUAUACCUUGUAUAUCUAUGUAAAUAUGUAUAUGUAUCAAAACAAUAAAACCUCGAGAUGUAAAGAAAACAAAAUAAUCAUUUUGAAAGCGAUAUUGUAUGUAAGCUUCAUGUAUUGUAACAUUGAUCACAAAUGCUUACUAAAAAGAUAAUUCUUUGAAACGGUGAUAACAUGACAUUUCUCAAUCCAGCAGUAUAAUGUCACAUACCGUCUUUGACAAACUCAUGAUACUCGCUUCAAUAAUAUAACAUUAUUCUUCAAUUUAUACUCCUUUAUCAGGUUCGUUAAAAUUUUAGAAAAAAGGGCGAUAACUGUAAACAUUCAGUAGUCAACAUCCUCUAUCUAUUCCAUAAACGAGAUAAGCUUUUUGCCUAGCAUUUUGCUUGUCUAAAAAAUCUUCACUAACGUUGUUCUAUAAACUUUAAGACAUUUGUCUCAAGUCCCUUUAAGUAAAAAAAAAAGAAAAGAAAAUAAAGGGAGAAAGGGAAAUUGUGAGGGGGAAAAUAAAAUCUAGUAAGGAAUUGAAGCAAGAAGGCGUAGAUAGAUAGAAUGGGAAAUGAUUGAGAAGAGAGAGCAGGCAAAUAAAGGGAGGAUGAGAGAUUAUGGAGUCACAGAGAGGG